UUGCAUCACGCACUUCUAUAGUGCAUUUCUAUACAUAAACCUAUUCCACUAGAGUAACUGGAACAGGCCAAAUAAAUAGGGGUGGAUCAGGGCCAUAAGAGAGGAACAGGAAGAGACAGAGCAAGCAGACUGUGAAGUAGUGAAGUUGUCGAUACAUCGUGUCAGCUUUUAGCUCUUUUCAGAUUCGUUUGUGAGAAACACUCAAAGUUUAGUCGAGAUAUGUGGGAGUUAAUGCAUGUUCGUACACGGAGGUGAGAUGCAUGUGGGCUUUACUUGACAUUCCGCUGAGAGCACCUCAUUUGAACUCGUCUAAGGUUGAGAAGGCUCUCAUAUUUUUUUCACGGAGGGCUCAGCAGAAGCUACGAUGAACUGCUCAGAGGUCAAAGUUGAAACCUCGGUGGACAAGCAGUUGGAACCUCUUCUCAUCCUCGAAGAGGGGGAUGAAACUUCGGAUGUGAUAAACAACAUAGAGAGAGGGAGGACCGUACUGAGAGUUAGGACGACUGAUGAAAACACAAACGAUGACAUUAGAGAAGCCACAGAGGGAAGUUCACAUGAUCACAACAAUGUCCAAGUAGGAAAAGGUGAAAGUGAAGCAAUGCAGGCCGAAAUAGAUGAGGAGAGGAAUGUAACUCUGGAAAGUCAACAAGAAGAGAAGGUGAAAGAUCACGCGGGGCGUGAAAAUAUUGUGAAAAUGGACAAGGGAUCAUCAGACGGGACGGUUGCGGGAUCAGAGAAGAUGCUACAAGCAGAGACUCAAGACAAACCAAGCACUCAAGGAGAAGUAAAACUGCGGCCCAGAGACAGGCUCAGCCCUGACGAUGCAAAACUAACGGUUCACAGGAUAUCUCCAGAUUUCCCAGACGCUUUGUGUGAGCUGUUGUUUGCGUUACAAGAGGGCCGGCGGCUCAAUGACCAGCGCUGCUCGUUCCGUCUGGAGCACCGCAGGAGAUGUUACUCAGAGCCCAGCACACCUCGCCAAAGCCAGAGAGUGGUGUUCUCCUCCAUGACGUCCCUGCAGAAGGAGGAGUUCUUCGAUUUGUUGGCGACCUCUCAGGGUCGUCGACUGGAUGACCAGCGAGCAGAGCUCCAGAACGCUCCCUCUGCCCCCCCACCUCCUCUGCCCAAAGCCAAACAGAGGAAGAGCAGCUGGAAGCUCCCAGAGGUCACCCGGACCGUCCCACCUCAAACACCAAAAGAGGACUUCUACAACAUGAUCGUCAACUCACAAGCCCAGGGGCGGCUGGAGGAGCAGCGCAGUGCAGCUCCAGGACCGAUGGACGAUGAAGAUUUCUUUUCUUUGUUGCUGAAGGUCCAGGGCGGAAGAAUGGAUGAACAGAGAACGGAGCUCAAACCUGGUCAUUAAUAGAUGCUCUGAUGAGCUGAGAAUCAAACGGGAGGUUCCUGCUUUACUGGGUCUGCUACAGUGUUUGAGUUUAUUAUGUCAGACUCUUUCCUGUACAAAUAACUAUAAAGAUCAGACUACCAGUAUAAGAAUACUUGCACUACUUCUCAACAUUGCUGCACUCAUUGCGCUUGAAUUCAUAGCUCUAUAAUGAAUGGGAGAGUCACAGAAUAUAUCUUGCUUUAAACAUAAAUUUCAUUUGAAGGAUCUCUGCCUCUUUCUGUUAUGUAUAUGCAAAAAUAUGGAAAUAAAUGUUUAAAUGUGAA
Cyprinus carpio (common carp) is the source of this 1671-nucleotide messenger RNA. RefSeq lists its product as uncharacterized. The record is from RefSeq and is a predicted model, not a curated record. Gene Ontology annotation, molecular function: GTPase regulator activity; protein binding. NCBI's taxonomy places the organism in Eukaryota, Metazoa, Chordata, Actinopteri, Cypriniformes, Cyprinidae.